This is a messenger RNA of Anopheles darlingi, 1502 nucleotides long. RefSeq names its product cuticle protein 19-like. The transcript has 2 exons. The record is from RefSeq and is a predicted model, not a curated record. NCBI's taxonomy places the organism in Eukaryota, Metazoa, Arthropoda, Insecta, Diptera, Culicidae. The coding region runs from base 789 to 1298 and encodes 169 amino acids. Gene Ontology annotation, cellular component: extracellular matrix.
AGCAACAACGGCAAGCUUCUGCAUUGUUGUGUUUGUCGUUUGUCACGAUAGAAUGCGUCUGAAGAAGGGGAAUGCUGCUGCUGCUGGUGCUGCUGCUGAAUGCCGUGAACUGAAUGAUGCACUUCUGGGCACCCGGGUGUGGUUUUUAUACGCCAGCCAGUGAGGCAGCCAACGAGCUCCAAAAGUUUCCCACUUCGUCUAGACCACUGUCGAGAGGUGCAUCCUUGAGGUGCGACUUUCCCGGUGGGGACUUCUUACGAAAAUGAAACAACCAAACGUACGGCACGUGAAGGAGAACGCGACUCCGCGGCCCCACUGCAACACGGCACGCGAUGCAUCGCAGAAAGGGAAAAGGAAAAAGCAGUUUCGUGAGUGACGAUAGAGUCCACGGCUGGGCCACGACAUAUGGUUGCACGCCCAGCCAGUGCGUACGAUUAUGCAGCUACAAGUGGCGGCCCAUAGUUUUGAUGUCUAUUGAACCGUACCUUUGUUAAUGCUUCGAUUUAGUCUGGGUGUAAACGAUGGUGCUUUUUGCUGACUUUCGGCCGACAAGGAAAACAUAGAACCAAUUUAGCAAACUUGGCCUUGCGCCGAAGGUGUUGGUAUGCAGAAUGUACCAAUUGAUUUCAACUUGAGCUUGAGCAGCGGCAGUGAAAAUGGAGGGAUAGUGGCACAUAACGUAGUAUAAAAGAGCAAGAAUUUGGUUGUAGAUAGUAUCAGUAACAGCUCAUCAGCUUUUCAGUGCAGUUGUGCCCAGUGCAGCUAAGAAUUUAAAACAAAUUUGAAAAAUGUUCAAACUAGCGUUGGCUGUUGUGGCGCUGGCAGGAGUUGCAUUGGCAUACGAGCACCAUGGAUUCGUCAGUGAGGUGAAACACAUCCCGUACAAGUACUACGGUGGUGGCUUCGGCGGAGAACAGGGUGGAUUCGAAGGUGGUAUUGGCGGUGGUAUCGGCGGAGGCAUCGGCAUCGACGAGGGCAAGGACUUCUACGCCUACCCGAAGUACAAGUUCGAGUACGGAGUGAAGGACUACCACACCGGUGACCACAAGAGCCAGUGGGAGGUGCGCGACGGUGAUGUCGUCAAGGGAGAGUACAGCCUGGAUGAGCCGGACGGUUCGGUGCGCAUCGUCAAGUACCACGCCGACGCCAAGAACGGAUUCGAAGCCGUCGUCAAGAACAUUGGCAAGGGAGGAAUCGCGCAGGAGAGCGGCUCGAUCGGUGGUGGCCAGGCUGGAGGAUUCAUCGGUGGUGGUUACGGCCACGGCUACAGCUACAGCAAGCUGAAGAAGUUCAACUGAACGGAAAGUGAUUUCGACAAAUUAGGUUGGAAUCUCGUAAAGAACUUUCAUUCAAGUAUUCCAAAAAAAUAAAAUUAAGUGAAUCGCAGAAUCUCAUGAAGUUUUCGUUACGGUUUGUCAGCCAGUUUUGCCCUUUUGUAGCCCGUUUCUUGUGCAAGCGCUUUGCUUGAACUUUUGUGCAAAUACUUAUACCGAAUUUCUAUG